UUUAACGUCGAUGCGCUGAAAUUUACCAAAAUCCACCGGAAAAAUGUAAAAUCUAAUAAUCAGCAUGUACCAUUAAUAUGUAAUUGUCUCAUGUAUGUGAGAAUGUAAAUUAAAGAUGAAAGUUUUACAUAAAAAAUUAAGUGUUCGUUUGUUUUGUUUGUGAUUGUUGUUAUAUUUGUUAUUUGCACUAUGUCCUCGAAUAAUUUAACAAAGUCUGCUUCUGAAAAGGAUCAAAAUGAUAACAAUAUGUGUAAGAAACAUGGCUCACGGUCUGAUAAAGAUAACCACCGCUCUGGUUACCCGUCAAAUCUAAGUAAACGUGAGCUGGAGGACUUAUAUUACUCUCUAUUAGAGAAUAAUUUGGAGUUGAAGCGUACAAUCAAUGCCCAAAUUGAAAAGAUCCGGAUACUGUCAACCAAAGUGCAGAGAUUGUCGUCUCAGUCAAAAGCUUAUACGGGCAAGGAUUGCUGUGGUGCGGCCAAAGCUGUUAUUAAUGAACAAAGAGCGGGGAUAGCAGACCUAACUAAAGCUAACGAAGCCUUAGCCAAUAGGAUCCGGAAGCUUAGCACACAGCUGUGUACCGCCAAACAGUUUCUGAAACAGAAUCCCAGUAACCGGAGCCACAAGUGUUUUUCUCAUAAUUCUAUCAAAAUUCAUUCUUCAAUGUCUCUCCAAAAUAAGUUGUCAGCUGCCAACCCGAAUUCUGCUGCAGUGUCCACCACACAGAUUGAACAGAAAGACGCGGAAACGGUGUGCAACGAAAACAAAUGCAGAACUAUAGUGGAACAGUUUAAGCAAAAAAUAGAAGAUUUGGAAGAGGAACUAGCUAAAACACACUCGGAGUAUUCGAGCCGCAUGACACAAUUGGAAAACCAGGUGUCGCAGCUGCAGUCUGCCGUGUUGCGCGCGCGCAGCGAGCAGAGUUUACGCGUCAAGGAUUCCUUCGAGCUCGUGCGCGCAGUUAACAAAGCUGACGCGGACAAAGCGGAGUUAGAAACACAGUUAUCGAUCGAGAAACGAAAAGUGGCCGAGUUAGAGAUGCAGGUCAAGGCGGCAGAAUUAUCUCAACAGGUCGCCAAAACGGUGGAAAAUCACCUCAACACCACUUAUCAACUGCCCGUCCCGACCACAACGUCAACUAAGACGCCGAAUGAGCUAGCAGUCCCCGACGACAAACUGUCCAAAUCGGACGAUUCGGGUUACGCCGACAACCGACAAGAAACCGACAUUGACGAAAAGAAUAAUAAGACCAACCUAGAGUUGAUGAAAAGGAUAGAGGAAAUUCAAGCGCAAUUAGACGCCUUACAAUUUGCGAAGGUGACCAGCAAAACUCGCUAA
Molecule: messenger RNA, 1338 nt
Organism: Cydia amplana
Lineage: Eukaryota; Metazoa; Arthropoda; Insecta; Lepidoptera; Tortricidae
Exons: 11
Coding region: 190-1338 (382 amino acids)
Biological process (GO): non-motile cilium assembly
Cellular component (GO): ciliary transition zone
Source: RefSeq, a predicted model, not a curated record